Messenger RNA from Phytophthora infestans T30-4, 1453 nucleotides. RefSeq lists its product as uncharacterized. The coding region runs from base 1 to 1374 and encodes 457 amino acids. Lineage: Eukaryota; Oomycota; Peronosporomycetes; Peronosporales; Peronosporaceae. The record is from RefSeq and is a predicted model, not a curated record. The transcript has a single exon.
AUGCCGAUUCGUAUGCACGCAAGCUUACUGGUGUCGGAAGGUCACCGGGUUGACAAGGUGCGCAGCGUUUCAUUUCGCGAGUUGCCGAGUGAGAGCCACGUUGAGGAAGGAAUGGAGCCCAUCAUGCCAAGCGACGAGGAGAGGGAUACGCAGUGCGCGCCUGAGUUCCAGCUGAUCCGCCGCAAGCGACCACGCACACCCGACAGCAAUGCGGAGUCCCAUGCGCUCCCAGCACGCGGCUCGCCAGAUAAGGCGCCUCGCCUUAUGGUGCUACCUGGACUGGCCGAGUUGCUGGCUGCACAGAAGCAACGCAACGAAGGUGUCGCAGCUGAUGCGCUGCUGGACGUGUUGUCACGCGUAUCAUCCGAGCAGGAGCAGACCUAUGUCCAGACACAAGAGGAGGAGGUCGUGGUGGAAGACAAGACUCCCUGGCCCUCGGCGAGUCAAUACUUCGACAUCUUCUCGACGCCCAAGAGUGAACUCAAGAUCCCCAUUUACGACCUCGGUUUGGAUCCACGGGGCGUUCCGCUACACCCAGAGUUCAUCUACAGCCAGCCUGUGUCUUGCAUGUACUUCCUGAAGUGUUCGCGUCUACUCGGCAAGGGUUCGUUUGGCUUCCCACGCAAGAAAAAGACAACGGGCGAUGCGACGUCUACUACCACCACUAGUGGCAAGAAACCUGCGGGUAAAGGCGGUAAGAAAGAGUCGAGCAAGGACUUUGAAUGGCGCAAGAUGAGCUUCGUCACUGGUCUGCCUAAGAAACAGCCCAUCGUGCGCUACAUCACCGCCACGUGCUAUAGCCGUGCCACUGAUGUGUCUGCUAAGAAGAAGGUGUUCCGUAUGCAUGCUGUAAUGCUCGCAGAUGAGGUUGGCACUGGAGAGAAGGGAGACUACGUGCUCGUGCACAUCCGGGCUGGAGGCAGCAAGCGUGUCGGUCUACGAGCCAGUCUGGCUGAUGCUGAGGCACAGCAGGCGCCAGCGUCGCCUACUGCCACGGCGAAGCAGAACGCCGAUCUGCUGUGCAUGAGACGCCCCGUGUCGCCUACGAGCGUUGCUGUGUCUUCAUACUCGAGCUCGACGGCGUCCACCUCGCCACGCAACAAGAAGCUACUACACGCAGACUUUGUGUCUAACCAGGACGAUCACUCAGACCACUUAGCUAGAGUUUUGGGUGGUUCGACGGGAUCGCCUAGUGCGGUGCCGUCAGUGGCUCGACAUCCGCUAUUUACUGCCGCUGAGGACCCAAAUGUCGACUCGGCACGCCUCGCGCUGCGCAACAUGAUCUUGAAGUCGUGUACGUCACGGGACGAGAUGGCAAAGUAUGUCAUGGGACUCCAGGAAGAACUCGCGGCACUGCAAAACCAAAACCAGUAAGCUUUAGGAACACGUUAGGAUUUUAGGUAAUACUGUAGUAGUUCUUUAACUUCAAACAUCGAACAAAUUUAUUGCGAAA